Chondrus crispus (carragheen) is the source of this 624-nucleotide messenger RNA. RefSeq lists its product as hypothetical. NCBI's taxonomy places the organism in Eukaryota, Rhodophyta, Florideophyceae, Gigartinales, Gigartinaceae. The coding region runs from base 1 to 624 and encodes 207 amino acids. The record is from RefSeq and is a predicted model, not a curated record. The transcript has a single exon.
AUGGCGUCGAGAGCGUCCGGCAACUCCGUGCCCAGCCUCAUGGAGGGGUACCUCGGGAAAAAGGGCAAGCGGAUGGGGAGCCGCGUCAAGCGGUACAUGCGGCUGGACGGCGCGAUUCUGAGCAACCACCACGCGGCGGGCGCGCCACCGAGCUGGCGCGUCAACGUCAAGGACGCCGUGAUCGGCCACCACGCCAAGCGCCACAAGGUCACCAUCGAGUUGUACAACAACAAGCUGGAGCUGUACGCCGAGUCUGCGCGCGAGAGCUCGCAAUGGUUCGACGCCCUGCGCAACGCCAAGAAGAAGGCCGCCUCGCGCGACGCCGCCCCCUCCAACGACUCCAUGCCCGCCGCCAGCGUCGACCUCCCCGCAGACAUCGACGCCUCCCGCUCCCGCUCGCAAGCCGACCCCGUCGAGGACAGGCAGGACCGCCCCGCUAACGCACGCGCCCACCUCAGUAACAACUUCAAGGUCGUCAAGCCCGCUUCCAGGAACGUCUCAAGCACAGACUCGUCGGGCUCCGAUGAGGCGUACGAAGGCGGCCCGCUCGUCGUUCAGGGACAGGUCUACGAGGAGACCCCCGCCUCGAUGAUCUUCAAGCAGUUUACGUUCCCGGCAAAGUAA